AUGGCUCUAUCCAUCUCGCAGAUUUCCUUUGAGCAUCAUCGCACCGCCCUCGGGAUCGCUGAAUCAACCCCUCGAAUCUCGUGGCGGUUUCAAGGGAACGUGACCGACUGGGAACAAAGCGCCUAUGACUUGGAGAUCAAGCGCAAGGGAGGGGAGCCUGAUAUCUUUCAUGUCGACUCCUCCGACUCGGUCUUGGUCCCUUGGCCCAGCUCUCCGUUGAAGUCUGGCGAGGAGGCGACUGUACGCGUGCGCUCCUCCGGCCAGGACAGCCAGCCGAAUACAGCGUGGUCUGGCUCUUUCACCGUCGAACCGGGUCUGCUGAGUCCCGAGGACUGGCAGGACGCUGCGGCCAUCGUGUCCGAUCGACCCACGGAAGUCAACCAAACCCACCGGCCGAUCCUCUUCCGAAAAGAAUUCAAGCUGGAUGAUUCGUACGACUCCGCACGGCUGUACAUCACGGCGCUGGGCUUGUAUGAAGCCCAAAUCAACGGAAAGCGGGUUGGAGACCACGUCCUGGCCCCCGGCUGGCAAGCCUACGCCAGUCGCCACGAGUACAACACCUAUGAUGUAACCGAACAUUUGCGACAGGGGGCGAACACAAUUGGAGUCACGGUCGGAGAAGGCUGGUAUGCCGGUCGCCUGGGAUUCAGCGGGGGGCAGCGAAACAUCUACGGCGAUACCCUCGGCGUGCUCUGCUUGCUCGUCGUUACCAAACCGGAUGGCACCAAGGAGUAUAUCCGCAGUGACCGAACGUGGAAAUCAGGGACCGGUCCCGUUAUAACCUCGGAAAUAUACGAUGGUGAAAAAUAUGAUGCGAGAUUGGAGCGCAGUGGAUGGUCCAACCCUGGCUUCAAUGGUACCGGCUGGCAUGGGGUCCAUGAAGUCUCGUUUGACAAGGAGAAAUUGGCUUCUCCAGAUGCUCCCCCCGUUCGACGGGUUGACGAGCAUAAGCUCGUCAAUGUCUUCAAGAGUGCGUCGGGAAAGACUGUCCUCGACUUUGGCCAAAACCUGGUUGGAUGGUUGCGAGUCCGUGUCAAGGGACCGAGCGGACAGACGAUCAAGUUUGUCCAUACAGAGGUCAUGGAGGAUGGAGAAGUCGCCACUCGUCCGUUAAGAGUUGCGAAAGCAACCGAUCAUCUCACUCUCUCGGGCAAAGGAGUGCAGGAAUGGGAGCCGUCGUUCACCUUCCAUGGUUUCCGCUACGUCGAGGUGGAGGGAUGGCCCAACGACACUCCCUUGGAUGAAGACUCCGUUACAGCCAUUGUGGUGCACACGGACAUGGAGCGAACGGGACACUUCGAAUGUUCGAAUCCCCUUAUCAACAAGCUUCACCAGAACAUUGUCUGGGGCAUGAGAGGAAAUUUCCUCAGUAUCCCGACUGACUGCCCUCAACGUGAUGAACGACUCGGCUGGACCGGUGAUAUUCAUGCCUUUGCUCGCACGGCAAACUUCCUGUACGACUCGGCUGGCUUCCUCCGAGGCUGGCUGAAGGAUGUCCACUCCGAACAAAAGAACAACUCCGAUAUUGUGCCCUUUGUCGUCCCCAACAUACUCGGAGCGGCAACGCCGACCUCCAUCUGGGGAGACAGCAUCGUGACUGUCCCUUGGGAUCUCUACCAAGCCUUCGGGGAUAAGGUCAUGCUCGGCGAACAAUACCAGGCAGCCAAAGACUGGAUCGACAAGGGAAUUUCUCGAAAUGAUGUGGGACUCUGGAAUCGCUCGACCUUCCAGUUUGCAGACUGGCUGGAUCCAAAAGCGCCCGCCGACAGCGCAGGAGAUGCCACCACGGAUAAGUUUCUGGUGUCCGACGCAUACUUGCUCCAUAGCACGGAACUGCUUGCCAACAUCUCCUCCGUUCUUUCGUUUGCCGACAAUGCCACGACUUAUUCCGACCAGCAUACUAAACUCACCAAAGAAUUCCAAAAGGCGUGGAUUUCCUCGGGCGGAAAAAUGGAGAACGAAACGCAGACCGGUCUUGCAUUGCCCCUUUUCUUCGAACUCUUUUCCAGCCCCGAGCAUUAUGACUCUGCUCUCGAGCGCUUGGUCAACAUCAUUCAGAAGAAUGACUUCAAAGUCGGUACUGGGUUUGCCGGAACGCAUCUUCUCGGCCACGCCUUGUCGAAGUACGGUGCAUCGGAUACGUUUUACCAGAUGCUGCUGCAGAAGGAAACGCCCUCGUGGCUCUAUCAGGUCGUGAUGAACGCCACGACCACCUGGGAACGGUGGGACAGCAUGCUGCCAAACGGUACCGUCAACCCUGGCGAGAUGACUUCGUUCAACCACUAUGCCGUUGGCUCGGUUGCCAGCUGGAUCCAUUCAACCAUCGGAGGACUCAAUCCUGCGGAGCCGGGGUACAAAAAGAUCAACAUCGAGCCGGUUCCCGGUGGUGGACUGCGCCGAGCGUCGACCCAGCUGCAGACUCCAUACGGCAUGGCCUCCACCAAGUGGUGGCUGGAGGAUCGUCCGGGACAAAACUGCAACGGCACCGAUUUCCAUCUGGUGGCCCAAGUUCCUCCCAACACUCGAGCCACCGUGGUGCUUCCGGGGUCGAAGGGCAAGAAGAAGGAAAGUCUGGAGGUCGGGUCGGGAACGCAUCGCUAUCGGGUCCAAUGUCUUCAGGUCAAUUGA
Messenger RNA from Aspergillus steynii IBT 23096, 2628 nucleotides. RefSeq names its product alpha-L-rhamnosidase. Gene Ontology annotation, biological process: carbohydrate metabolic process. The transcript has 3 exons. NCBI's taxonomy places the organism in Eukaryota, Fungi, Ascomycota, Eurotiomycetes, Eurotiales, Aspergillaceae. Bases 1 to 2628 code for a protein of 875 amino acids. The record is from RefSeq and is a predicted model, not a curated record.